UAGCUACAUUUUUAAUCAGUUCCAUGAUAAAAUGGCAUUAAACAAGCAAGCUCUUUUGAAGAAUACAAGUAGACUACCGCCAAUGCCUCCAAGAGGUGUACCCACGGGAAGGCCUUCAAAUGGGAAACCUCAUGGAUUUGGAGCAAGAAAACGAGACUUCACACCCUUGCCUUGGAGCAACUACUUUGACAGCUUUGAAGAUGUAGCACUCAACAGUGAUGAUAUUUUUAGAGUUUACAAGAAAGGUAGCGAGGGUCCUGUGGUCUUCUUUCUUCAUGGGGGUGGACAUUCAGCUCUUUCAUGGGCUUUGCUCGCACAACAGUUGUCUGGCAUGGUGAAAUGUAGAGUGGUUGCCAUGGAUAUGAGAGGACAUGGAGAUACCUGUACAUCUCAUUCUGAGGACCUCUCUGCUGAUACUCUUGCCAAUGAUAUUGGUGCUGUGAUAGCCAAGAUGUAUCCAGGCGAUGACGGCCAACCAAUCAUCUUAGUAGGGCAUAGUAUGGGUGGAGCCAUCGCUAUUCAUACAGCCGUCAAGUUUCUUGUUCCAUCUCUACUGGGUCUAGUGGUCAUCGAUGUUGUGGAAGGUACAGCGAUGGAUGCCCUUCAGUCUAUGCAGAGCUUUCUUAGAGGCAGGCCGAAGCAGUUCAAAUCCCUGGAAUAUGCAAUAGAAUGGGCAGUUAAGACAGGUCAAAUCAGGAAUGUAGAAUCUGCAAGAGUUUCCAUGCUUGGUCAAAUAAUACAAACAAACAAAGUUAUUUCCAAUUCUCUUUCUAUCACUUGUAAACCAAGAUGUUCAGAAAUAGAAGACUCUAAAGCAACAUCCACAGAAGCCGGUGCACCAGUACCGAGUGUGUCUAUAACUGAUGUCAUUACAGAGGAGGAAGAAUCAAGUGAGUCAGUGCCUCAGAGUUCAACUCAAGCUACCGCUUCUGCAUCCUCUUCAAGCCAGGAAAGCCAGACCCCCUAUAAAUGGAGGAUAGAUCUUGGUAAAACAGAACAUUACUGGGAAGGCUGGUUCAAAGGAAUGUCAAAUCUCUUCCUGUCCUGCAAUGUUCCCAAGAUGCUGAUAUUAGCUGGUGUGGACAGACUGGACAAAGACUUGACCAUUGGUCAGAUGCAGGGCAAGUUUCAGAUGCAGGUCUUACCUCAGUGCGGUCAUGCAGUGCAUGAAGACCAGCCACAUAAGGUUGCUGAUGCUCUAGCUACGUUUAUAACUAGGCACAAAUUUGCAGAGGCCAUCGGUGCAUUCGAAAAACCUUCCCCUUGCUGUUGAUGGUGGUCUUUUGGGACAUGAAUCCAAAUGGGUGAUACCUCUGACAAGGAAACGCUGUGAUCUUGUUCUAAAGUGAAAGGAGUUUCUAUAAUUUCUUGGUACAAGACUAUGAGAAACAGAGAGUACCGUCGCCGAUGUAACCAAAAGCAGUUUCUGGUAUCCCACAUAGACUAUGCAUGGAGGACGGUAUAGAGGACAAAUAGCAGUUGCUCCUUAUCUCCAGAAGCUACUGCAGAAUUAGACAGAUAUAAUCGUCUGGUAUGGGUCAUUCUUAAAUACAACUGACUUUUGUGUAUAGAGUCAGUCAGAGGAGCCAGAGGUAAUCUCAGCGGAACCACUGCCGAUAUCAGAGACUGAAACUUUUGGUCUACUGCAGAAUGUGCUUUGGUUUGAGUGGUACUGGUACAUGGCUCUCUGGUUUGAAGUGAACCAAUAUUCCUGCUCGGAUUUUCUUUUGAGAAUUUUGCUUAGAAGCUGGAUGUCAGAUAGAUAUAUAUGCAAAUGCAGAUGUGUUAGUAUUUUUGUGUAGAUAAUAAGCCAGUUUAUAUUUGCAGUCUGAGCAUGAGCAGAUAAAGGUCAUUGCAGACGAAACUGUGAAACACACAGAGACGGUGCACUUCAUGAUACACAGGUGGAAGUAUUCAUUCAAAAGGGGAAACAGGCUAUUUAUGUAGUACCUCCAUCGCUGUACAAAGUGGGACCUCUUCAUGUUUUGAAGAUCUGUGGAUAUUCGGGGUCAUGUUUUGAAGAUCUGUGGACAUUCGGGGUCAUUUGGGACAUGUGCUAACCGUGAACUGGUCUAUUGCCUUUGCAAUGAUGCAUGAAAAAAGUAGAAUGAGGCUCAUUUAUGAUUGGAAUCUUUCUUCCAGCAAUGGUAGAGAAGGUUCAGUUUGUUUUAAAGUUGUGAGGAGUCGGUUCAUAUCUUGCUCUGUUAGUAUUGCUACUCCUCAGAGUGUUCCAAGGCUUUUAUCUUCCGAGCUGAAUUCUUCUAAAGAAAAAAAUGGUGGUUUCUUAAAUCAGUGGUACUUUCUACUCAAGAAAACAAUUGUAAGAAAAGCCGUCUCCACACAAUAAGCAUAACUUGGGUCCUUACCAAAAUGUGAAUGUUUUUUUGAAACGUUCAAAUGUCACUUCUCUUUUGUACAAUUUUCCUUUGGCUUAUUGAAAGAUCCGAAAGGAGAUUGGUUAAAAUAUUGUAUUUCCAGUGCGAUUGCAGUGUAUUCCUUUUAAAGUGUAGAAUAUGCAUGUUAUCUGUUUGGAAUACUUUUCUUGUGUGUUAGAAAUCAGAGGUAGGUUAAUGUUCUCCAGCCAGGAAUGAACAACAGUGUAUUAUGAUUAUUAUGAUGGUGAAACUUGAAGAGAAGAUAUAUUGAUAGCUCAACUAUCAUAAUUAUUCUUUAAAUGGCAAAAUUCAUUACAUUCUCUUCAUAAGAAGCAACUAGAUGUUGACUUACACCAUAAUCCAUAGGCACUGUUUGUGACAAUAUAAGUUUGAAGUCAGAAAAUAUCAGUCAAAAUUAAUGAAAGAAGGUUACAUGCUACAUUGCUAAAAGAAGCGCAGCGGGCAGUUAAGUAAUUUGUGUCCGCAUUAAAUCUAAAUUAUGAUCAUUUGAAAGUGUCUAUCUUAAUGUCUAAUUCUAUUCUCUUAAUAAAGAGGCAGCUAGAUGUUGACUUAACAUCAUAAUCAAUAGGCACUGUUUGUGAAGAUAUAAGUUUGAAGUCUGAACAUCAGCCACAAUUAAUAAAAAAACAUGCUACAUCGAUAAAAAAAGCGCAGCGGGCAGUUAUUAAGUAAUUUGUGUUGAAAUAUCAUUGUAGGCUUCUAAAACAUAUAAUGUAAAGUCUUAUGUUUUUUUCUAAUAUGUAUUUAAGUUGCAUUAAUUCAAAUACGCCUUAAAAAGUCUGAAAUACAAUGUUUAAAGAAAAAAUAUUUUUGGGGAAACUGCAUGAAGUUUGUAUUAGACUUUUUUGAAAGUAUGCUCUGCAUUAAAUCUAAAUUUUGAUCAUUUGAAAUUGUCUAUCUUAAUACUGUCCAAAGACAUUCGUUAAUGUUUAAUAUUAUGUACAUCAUUUAUGUUAUUUAUAUUUCUUUUGUUAUGUAUAACAGCAUUAUUUAUAGCAUUGAUGAGACAAAUGAAAAUACAUGUAUAAUACAAAUGAAUCAGAUAACAAUUAUCUUGAUUUUAUUCAAUAAAAUCUUAUCUCUUCAAAUAUAAGUGUGUACAUU
Strongylocentrotus purpuratus (purple sea urchin) is the source of this 3500-nucleotide messenger RNA. It is a transcript of the gene ppme1, whose product is annotated as protein phosphatase methylesterase 1. Gene Ontology annotation, molecular function: protein methylesterase activity. The record is from RefSeq and is a predicted model, not a curated record. Gene Ontology annotation, biological process: protein demethylation. Lineage: Eukaryota; Metazoa; Echinodermata; Echinoidea; Camarodonta; Strongylocentrotidae. The transcript has 13 exons. Bases 32 to 1273 code for a protein of 413 amino acids.